CCGCCGCUUUUCUAACAAAAACAGAAAACGGAUAAAGUUUCUCUCAUCUCUGUCUCUCUAGCACUCAAAGUUUGUGCUGAAGUAGAAAUGCUUGCCAACCCUAGCUUCCAUGGACGACCUCUGCAAUAUGUACCAACAGUUCGUAACGAACUGUGCAGGCCCUACGCUUGCCCUCUACAGCUUCACAGCAGAAGCUAUCAGUUCCUUGCUUCCUCAUUGGGAGACAAGAGGAAGAGAAUAAGAAGAAGAAGCAUUAGCCGAAUUUUUAAAACUCAAUUCUCCGUAAGAGCUUCAGCGGAGCCUCAGGACUUGUCGGUUUUGGCUGUGGGUAGUGCUGGAGUUCAAGCCUCCCCAUUCUCUGUUCGAAUACCCGUUGGGGAUAGACAUAUAACGGUUGAGACAGGUCUUAUAGGGAGGCAGGCUAGUGGGGCAGUUACAGUUACAGAUGGAGAAACUAUUAUCUAUACAACUGUUUGUUUAGCUGAUGUCCCAAGCGAGCCUUCUGAUUUUUUCCCUCUUUCUGUUCAUUAUCAAGAACGUUUUUCAGCAGCUGGUCGGACGAGUGGGGGAUUUUUUAAACGAGAAGGGAGGACAAAAGAUCAUGAGGUUCUCAUUUGUAGAUUGAUUGAUAGGCCUUUACGUCCAACCAUGCUUAAGGGAUUCUACCAUGAAACCCAAGUACUUUCUUGGGUAUUAAGUUAUGACGGUUUGCAUCCACCAGAUGCCUUGGCAGUUACGGCUGCUGGAAUUGCUAUGGCUUUGUCAGAAGUACCAAGUUCAGAAGUUAUAGCAGGAGUUCGAAUUGGUCUUAUUGGUGAUAAGUUCAUUGUGAAUCCAACCAUUCAGGAAAUGGAAAACUCGAAGUUGGAUUUGCUACUAGCAGGCACAAACAAUGCAAUAUUGAUGAUUGAGGGGUAUUGUGAUUUUCUUCCGGAGGACAAGUUGCUUGAAGCUGUAGAAGUUGGGCAGGUUUUUAUCUUAAAUUUAUGUUACUCUUCUAAGUCCAAUUUAUAG
Molecule: messenger RNA, 1014 nt
Organism: Nicotiana tabacum (common tobacco)
Lineage: Eukaryota; Viridiplantae; Streptophyta; Magnoliopsida; Solanales; Solanaceae
Source: RefSeq, a predicted model, not a curated record